Messenger RNA from Armigeres subalbatus, 1609 nucleotides. RefSeq lists its product as uncharacterized. The coding region runs from base 147 to 1559 and encodes 470 amino acids. The record is from RefSeq and is a predicted model, not a curated record. The transcript has a single exon. Lineage: Eukaryota; Metazoa; Arthropoda; Insecta; Diptera; Culicidae. Gene Ontology annotation, cellular component: nucleoplasm.
AUUUUAUUUUGUUUGAUAAAACUGGCAACGUUGUAUUUUGGUUUGUUUACUAACGCAUUUUAGCAGUGUUCGAUCAGUCCAAAUCCAAAGCCGGAACGAAAUUUCUAAGGAGAUUCUUUCUCUGAAAAAGUUUUUUCAUAAACGUUAUGGAAAGUCCCAACUUGGAAGCAACAAUACCAGAAAAUCAGAAAGCGUCCACCGAAGUAGAGACGGCGCAAUCGACAACCCUCCUGGAACGGGAAAAUAUCGAGGACGACGAAGUUCUGGACAAGUUACAAGGCGACCGCAUCGGUGACACAAUGUACAGCGAACGGUUUGUGCUGACGACCAUUCUGAAGCUUCCUCAGCUGGAAGGUAUGCUAGCGGAGGAUGAGGACUUCGAGAAGGAUCUGUGCAGCUUGUGGGACAUGACCAUCGAGAAGGACGUGGUUCUGUUUCUGUUGAAGCACGAUGUGAUCGAGCUGUUUGUGGGGCUGUCGGAAGCCUCGGAAGAUAACCGACUGGUGGAGAUCCUUUUUGGGAUCGUGGGUAAUAUGUGCUGCGUGGAGGAGACGCAUCGGGUGCUGUACGAGAACAAAACCUUGCUGGUGAGUAUGUGUGGGUUUUUGGCUUCGAGUGAUACGCUGAUACUGGUCCAACUGAUGAGGAUUCUAACGACGAUAUUGGAGCGGUCGGACGACGAAGAAUAUUUCUGGUUUAAGGUGAUUCGUGAGGUUGAGGACAUUACGGAGAAGUUGGGGUUCAUAUUGGCCAGCACGACAAACAGAGAGUUGGUUGAACAUACGCUGGAUACGGUGCACGCUAUGGUAAAUCGGUUUACGGAAGCAGAAGUAGACUACGCUCAACUGAAUGAGUUCUAUAGGAUGUUUGCAAAAACAUGCUUAAUCGAUGGACUGAUGGAAGGGUUUAAGCAGAUUUAUCCGGAAACAACAGCAGAUAACCAAUUUGAAGAAGACUUUCUAACCAGCAGAGAUCUGAAGACCAUUCAGAAGUUUUUGGAAAUUCACGAAAAUUUCAUUGUAAAUGCGAACGAAGUCUACGAGGACCAGAUCGAUAAAAUUGUGUAUUGCGUCUACCGGGUUCUGGUACCGAUGAGUGCAGAAGGUUGUCUGAUUCCGCUGUCCAAAACACACGUAAGAAUACUGGUUUGCAUCAAUAGUAUUUACAGCGCGAUUGUCUAUCAUUUCCACGCCGGUACAUUCCUUAGUAUGCUCAAGAUCUAUACGAUUCUGGCAAAGGAGCAAGAGAGUUUGCAAAAUGUGGAUCAGCAGCAGCAACAAGCGAUGGAAGAAGAGAACGAUGAAAACGACACCGAGUUUGAAAUUCAGACGGCACUCGGUGAGAUUUUGGAGACUUUGUACUUCAUGGCUGAACCAAUGAGCAGCACGAUAAUUGCCAAUACUUUAAAAGCAAGUUCCUUCAGCGAGGAAACAAUUCAGCGACUGUGUGCGGCAUUGAAGGAAACGAUGACCGGAGACCCACUACUCGGGCGGACAUGCGAGUUGUUGCUGGAGAGCGCGCGUGUCGCUUGGAAAAUUGAGGAUGAAAAUAGGAGUUAAAUAUGAUUUGUAUUAUUUUAUUAAAUGGAAUAAAUGUAAGAUGCAAAGUA